Molecule: messenger RNA, 1272 nt
Organism: Biomphalaria glabrata
Lineage: Eukaryota; Metazoa; Mollusca; Gastropoda; Planorbidae
Exons: 5
Coding region: 322-1173 (283 amino acids)
Molecular function (GO): NAD+ poly-ADP-ribosyltransferase activity
Source: RefSeq, a predicted model, not a curated record
UGAAUUGCUAUAAAUACAAUAAUUUUGUUAUGUCUCUUUAUAGAGAUCAUUGUGACUCCAAAGUGGAUUGAUCAUUUCUAUUGUUCAUUUUUUUGUACUCUUAAGCCGUUAUAGGAAAACUGUUCACUUUAACUCAAAGGUAAAAAGUGUGUACACGUUAUUUCUCCCACACCGAUUCUCGGAUCAAGCUGAAACUUUGCACAAUUAUUCAUUGACAGAGACAAGACAUGAAUCAAUAAAAAAAAGUAACCAGUUAAACAAUUAAUUAGUUCAGUCCGCUGCCUAUUAUACUCAUAUUAGGCUUAAAGGUACAAUUUGGCAAUGAAUGAAAUAAAGGUAAUGGAAAAUGCUAAGAAAGAAAAUGAUCAUAUUCCCGACUACUGGACUAAUCACCGCACUGGUAACAAAAAAAUUCUCGUCCCUGUUGACCAACGUACAUUUAAAGCCAUAAAAGAAAUUGUGCACAGAACAUGGAACGAAGAAUUGAUAGGGAAAGGACUAGACGCAAAAGGUUUAGAAGAAUUAAACUACACAAAGUUGGAUGUCAUACUGGUUCAAAGAGUCGAAAACCCACAAGUUUUUGGAAACUACCAACGAGCAAAAAACGAAUUGCUAGACAAAAUGAUAGCGCUCAAAGAGCCAAGUCGCCGUAUAGAAAGCAUUCCUGGAGAAAAAGGCGGUGAUCCUGACACAACGCAAGAUCUUGAUGACUUUAUGAAAAGAGAUCUCUGUCCUGAGAUUAACGAAUGUUAUGUUUUACACGGGACCAAGGUAGAGAGAAUAGGUGGCUUGAGUGAUCGUGGUCUGAACUUAAGACAGGCUGAUCCCAACGCCAUGUUCGGCAAGGGCAUUUACACGACAGACAGUUCUACAAAAGCUGAUCAGUACGCAGAUAGUCCUGUACAUCGUCGACCACUAAACUACAGAAACAAACUGAUUCUCUCCCGUGUUUUGCUCGGCAAUGUUUACUUGUGCAAAGAGAAGCCCAGACAAGAUGAACAAAAGCUAUCGGGCCCACCAUGUCUGAACUGCUUAAAGGACAUGUGUCGUUGCAAUGGGCCAAAGUUUGAUUCUGUUUUGGGAGAGCGAUAUUUGAGGUUUAGAGAGUUCGUGACGUACGACACCAGCAACAUUUACCCAGAAUACGUCAUCACUUACAAAAGAGCAAAGUAACUAACAAUUCAAAAAGCUUCGCAUUUUUCACCCAAAUGGCGGAGAAACAUUAUUGGAGCCGCAGAUCAAACAAUUAAAAUAUUAUGUGUACUAAAAAAA